ACGACCUUCGCCGGUCCGACAAUCCACGUACGCUGGCUGUUCGCCGCGAUCGAACGGCACCGGAACUACAGGUGCGCCAGCAACACGAUAAUCCCACUGGCUUGCCCAGCUCAAUGUGCCGUCAUGGAGCCCACCGCCAUGCUUGGUGCGAGUAGCGACGACGAGGACUGGGACGACUGCGACAGGCCAAUCCCGAGAACAAAAGCGCGUAGGGGCCCAAGCAGGCGGCAGAUUCAUCAAUUUACGAAUGUGGAUGGCAUAAAGUCGGGCCUGGUCAAGGCCCUCGGAAAUGAGAACAAUGUUCAGCGGAGCAAGGAUGCUUUGAAUCUCGACACUAUCAUACAGCUGCCUCCUCCAACCAUCACGCCGUUCGAACCGGGCGAAGAAAAGGUUCUUCCGCCGUCCUUGCUUCUAGCCUCCCGGAACAAAAUACCGUACGAGCAGCUGUUAUCUACACAGAAAUCUGUCAACUUCAAUCUACCGUACUUCUUCUACGGCGCCCAGGUGUACCCGGCUGUCCUGCGCGGUACAACGAACACGAGGAAAUCUCUCGAAGACAUUAUUCAGACCAUGACACCUGCGUUGGUGUACGGUAUCAAGCGCCAUGCGUUACGUGGUCAUACCUGGCCCGGAGUAGUGUGCACGGGAAACCAAGCCGAUUUGCUCAGCGGCAUGCUGGCCUUCGGGAUCUCAGACGCAGCGCGAAAGUGGUUGGACGACUUCCAGGGCGGAAGCAGCGAGCUCCGUACGAUGAGAGCAGACUUCGUUUUAAAGGAUGGAAGAACGUGUUCUAUCGAUUGCGGCGUAUAUGUCACAAAGGAACUACCGUCAUUGACUCUGCUACCCCACAGUGAGAAGAUUUGGCGCGUGAGCGAUCUUAUGCGAGACCCAUGGCACUUGCGUAAUUUAUCAACGUCCAUGGCAGAAGAAGAAUACUUGAAUAGCAAGUUGCAGAGAAAUUAGUGAGUGACGAACAUAUAAACCUCGCGAAUGGUUGAAAGACGGAACUCUCCAUUAUCAUCUUUCUUCAUUUUGCUUGCUCGAAAUAGUCGCCGGACCGGAAAGGUAGGGACGUUGAAGUCACCGGUGGCGAUACAGAAGAGCUGUAUUCUAAGUAAGGCGCCGGAGUUCCAGCGUUCGAAUGGGCCACAAAAUAACUGCUUCCCGCGUCACUUAGGCGAUCUGGAGUUCCUAUGCCUUGCUGCGACGAAAGCAGGACUGCACGAGUGUGCAACUCAGCCUCGAGGCUAUCCUGUGCUCUCCAGGCUCCCACGCUCCAAAUCGCGUCGGAACCGUUAACAGGCAUGCCCGUGAAAUGAUAGGCCGUGGAAGAGCCAGCUGAUAAUUCACCCAUUGAAUUUCCAUGGUCCGGAUUCAUUUCUGGAAUUGGAGCUUGUGAUGCUGAGAGCCAAUUUCUCAAAUCAUGAUCAAACUCGACGGGACCAAGCCGAAUAAUCUCUGUCCUAGAGUACCAUGGUCCGUCGAGACCGUUUGGUUUCAUAAGGAAGCUUAUGGGAUAUCCUUCCGAGGUAGGCUCGGCCGCAGCAAUAUCGACCUGGUGAAUGCGAGCCUCUUCUGGUGGCAGCUGAUCAGGUCCUGGAAUGACACCUGGAGGGAGAUUUAAACCCUCCUCUUCGACCUCCAUCACUCUUUGAAAGCAGAAAAAGGAUCUGUGCGACUCGAACAGACAUUCCCUGCGCGGAGAUGUCCAUAGCAACGCAAGUGCUUUCCUACGAAUAUACGGCCAUCGACAUUUCCAAGCAACAAAAUGUAAUGGCGGGAUGAUACCCAUCUCAAACGAAAAUCGUUUGGAUAGUUCGUCAGGGAAACGCACAGAGCUCGCAACAAGAAUUCCAGAAAGUCGCACAAUGUCCUCAAACUCGUUCUUGAAGUCAUCCCACGCCGUCUCAUUCGGAUUCAAGGCCGCAGAAAGCCAGAUAUCCAUUGUUGUCGAAAUUGCCUGCAGCAGGUUGCAACCAAUCUUUAUUUGGUCAUCUUUAGUAGAAGGAUCGUGCGUUUGUAAAUACUCAAAAUUGGUCUUCCAAUCAUUCAUAAACGUCUGC
Molecule: messenger RNA, 2063 nt
Organism: Verruconis gallopava
Lineage: Eukaryota; Fungi; Ascomycota; Dothideomycetes; Venturiales; Sympoventuriaceae
Exons: 1
Coding region: 124-963 (279 amino acids)
Source: RefSeq, a predicted model, not a curated record